Molecule: messenger RNA, 924 nt
Organism: Plasmodium adleri (nom. inval.)
Lineage: Eukaryota; Apicomplexa; Aconoidasida; Haemosporida; Plasmodiidae
Product: conserved Plasmodium protein, unknown function
Exons: 2
Coding region: 1-924 (307 amino acids)
Source: RefSeq, a predicted model, not a curated record
AUGAAUAAAUUAGUAAAUAGAAGUUUUGACAAGCUGAGAUUUUUGCAUACAUCAUCAAUUCGUAAAAAUUGCGAUGACACAGGACCACUUAUUAAGAAAAAGAGAAGGUUUUUUGAUUUGAAAUUAUUCAGACAACAUUUGAGGAGGCAGAAAAGCGAAGAGAUAGAAAAUGAGAAAAGGGAGUUGCUAAAAAUGUGUGCUAAGGAUCCUCCUAUGAAUUGGGAUGUAAGAACAUUUUUAGAAAGGAUAGAAAUUGGAGAUAAUAUUGAUGAAAUAGAGAAAUGUUUUAAAAGUUGGAAAGAAUUUAUUACCAUAACACCAAAGGAAUUAUUUCUUAUAGAUUGUUUAACUAAUGAACAAAGAAGAAAAUUAUGGAAAUAUAUAAAUAAAUAUAAUUAUGGUUUAUAUCCAGAAGAUUCCUAUGAUGAUUUUGUUAAAAAUUUCCAAGCACCUCCUUUAGAAAAUGAAAAUAAACCUUGGACCCAAGAAGAUGAUAAGAAAUUAGAUUAUUAUAUAAAUUAUUAUGAUAUUAAUUUUGGUGACCCAUGGUUAUAUAUUUCAUGGUAUAUGAAAAGAACAUUUGAUCAAGUUCAAAAUAAAUAUGUUGAAUUAUAUUUAAAAAAACAAAAUAAAAAAAGAAAAUGUGAAUUAUGUCUUACUAAAUCUACAACACCAUUAUUAAUGAAUAGAAAAUUUAAAUUAGAUCCUCCAUUUCUUUUUAUAGUUCCAUCAUCUGAAAACUUUCCUACUAUGAAUAUUUUUGAUUACUAUCAAAAGGAAUGUCAUACUACAAAUAAACAAUAUGAUUAUAGUCAUCAAGAAAAAAAAAAAAAUAAUUUUAAGAAUGAUCCUCUUUAUCCAUCAUAUGGCUCAUUAAUCUUUUCAAAUAAAUUUCUCCCAUAUGUCAAUAAAAGUUGUUUUUAA